Cavia porcellus (domestic guinea pig) is the source of this 2252-nucleotide messenger RNA. It is a transcript of the gene Epdr1, whose product is annotated as ependymin related 1. Bases 200 to 871 code for a protein of 223 amino acids. NCBI's taxonomy places the organism in Eukaryota, Metazoa, Chordata, Mammalia, Rodentia, Caviidae. Gene Ontology annotation, cellular component: extracellular region; lysosome. Gene Ontology annotation, biological process: cell-matrix adhesion. The record is from RefSeq and is a predicted model, not a curated record. The transcript is spliced from 3 exons. Gene Ontology annotation, molecular function: calcium ion binding.
GUUGGCAGCAGUGAGCCCAGGAAGCGGCCGCUGCAGGCGGAGGAGGCCGAGGCAGGAGCAGCUGCUCGCUGCUGUCCUCAGGCUUCGCUCCUCGGCGGAUCCAGCGCGUCUGGAUUUCAGCAGCCUCAGAGACUCCGGGGUGGGGACAACUCCGGCUGGGUCUCAGCACCGGGCCUCCCGCUCUCCGCCCGCCCCCGAGAUGCCAGGUCGCGUCCCACCCCGUGGGGCCCCGCGUGCUGUGGGUGCCUGGCUCUGGGUCUGCGCGCUGGGCGGGCUGUGCGCGCUGGGCACGGCGGGGUUCCCGGGGACGCCGCGCCCCUGCCAGGCCCCGCAGCAGUGGGAGGGACGCCAGGUCGUGUACCAGCAGAGCAGUGGGCACAACAGCCGGGCGCUGCUGUCCUAUGACGGCCCCAACCAGCGCGUGAGGGUGCUGGACGAGAGGAAGGCGCUGAUCCCCUGCAAGAGAUUAUUUGAAUAUAUUUUGCUCUAUAAGGAUGGAGUGAUGUUCCAGAUUGAACAAGCCACCAAGCAGUGCGCAAAGAUCCCCCUGACGAAAACCUGGGACCCUCUUGACAUUCCAGACAACUCCACUUUUGAAGACCAGUACUCCAUUGGGGGCCCCCAGGAGCAAAUCACUGUCCAGGAGUGGUCCAACAGGAAGUCGGCCAGAACCUAUGAAACCUGGAUUGGGGUCUAUACAGCCAAGGAUUGUUAUCCUGUCCAAGAAACCUUCAUCCACAAUUUCAGUGUAGUUCUAUCCACGCGGUUUUUUGAUGUACAACUGGGCAUUAAAGACCCCUCUGUGUUCACCCCUCCGAGCACGUGCCAGACGGCCCAGCCCGAGAGCAUGAGCGAGGAUUGUAUCUGGUGAGCAGCAGGAAUUUGGCGGGAAGAGCUUUGAGACGGCUGGGAUGCGAGGACCCCUCACGGUCCCUGAAGAUCAUUUAGAGAUGAUGAACACUGAUGAGGGUUUGUUCAUAUAUUUGACUCUGGCUACUGGGCGGUGCGCACUGAAGGAAACUGGUUGGGUUUGCUGCUACGAACAGUCAGUGCUGUGAUACAAGAAGGGGUGGGGGCUGGCAUGAGAAGUUUGUCCUGGCAGAGACGAGUGUUUUAGUACUAGUAUUGUCAAGGGUUGAUGGCAGUAGUACAAAGCAUGGCCCCAGUUUCACUGUACCAGGGUGACAGUUCCCUCUUCCUGUCCCCCUGUACCUUUGGCUGCUAACAAAAUGAUCCCUUUAAAAUUCCUCUAUACUUAUAAGCUUUAUGGUGUGACCUGAUGGAUAUUAAUAUUUUGGGAGGAAUUAAAAGGGUUUAAUAAAAACUAAUGGUUUCUUGAAAGGGGAAAGGAAAGAGGAAAAAAUAAUUGUAAGCAAAAAGUUGGGACAGUUUUAAUGCCUAUACUUGGAGAAGCCUGGGCCAUGUAUAUGCUUCCUCUGUGCAAGAGUACAAAUUAUUGUGCUGAAUUUUCAGUCAGUGGGCAGAGAAUGUUCUAAGAUAGCACAGAAGACUGUCCUCUCCCAAAUCUAGAGUUAGAAUUCCCUUGCACCUUGCACUCUAACUAUUUCAGGUAUUAAAUGCACUAGGCUUUCCUCACCAUAGCCUGCCUGGGACUCUAUUGCACAACCUACCUGUCUGUCUCACUUCUGCUCAUCUUUACCAAGUCGGCUUGCACAUAACUUUCUGUAAGAACUGCUCCUAAAAGGGGGCUGGGGAUUUAGCUCAGCGGCAUAAGCACCUGCCCUGCAAGCAGGCGGUCAUGAGUUUGAUCCCCAGUACCGGAAGAAAAGAAAAAAAAAAAAAAUAGACGCAAGAACUACUCUUAAGGCUAGAUGAGUUGCAUUUGCAUCUUGAGCAUGCUUUUCCCAUGACACUUAUUACGCUCUGGGACAAUUUCCUGCCUCCUGGACACCCUUCUCCAUUAUUCUAACUAACAGCCCCCUGAGUACGGGUAACAUACCCUGUUUUCUUUUAUAUCCCCCACACUAAGCAAGUGCCUGGUACACAGUGAAUGACCUCAACAUUUGUAGAGUGGUGAAUAUUACCCUCUCUCGUCCUCAGUUCCUCAUCAGUUAAGUGGGGUUGAAUUUGCUGAUUACUAGCAGUGCAAUUUAUUCCAGAUUCUCCCACUAUUGUGUUUAAUCCAGCCAACAAUCCUUAAAUAUCAGGAGAAAUGUACGAUACCUGUAUUAUGCUGAAAACAACCUGUGUUACUUACAGUUUAUCUAUAUUAAUAAACAAAUUUAAAAGCA